This is a messenger RNA of Dentiscutata erythropus, 126 nucleotides long. Lineage: Eukaryota; Fungi; Glomeromycota; Glomeromycetes; Diversisporales; Gigasporaceae. The record is from the annotation of a GenBank genome assembly.
AUGGAAAUAGAAAAUAGAGCCAUACCUGUGGAAAGUAUAAUGAAGAAUGAUGAUCAAAGAGAAGAUGAAUUCAUGGAUAUUAGAUAUAUUAAAAGUGAAUUGAUAGGAAAUAGUGAUGAUGGGUGA